AAGAAAAUAUAUCAUCUGAAUUUGAUGAAGAUAUUGAAGAAAUUUUAUUAGAUCAAUCGGUAAAAAACAAUAAAUAUACAUCUUGCAUCAUUAUAGAUAAUGACAAUAAUGAAAAAAAAAUACAACGAUAUAACAGAAUUAAUGAAGGAGGUUCUAAUCGGCCUCUUGCCCAACUCAAAGGCACUUGGGAAGUUGAUC
Dentiscutata heterogama is the source of this 198-nucleotide messenger RNA. The record is from the annotation of a GenBank genome assembly. NCBI's taxonomy places the organism in Eukaryota, Fungi, Glomeromycota, Glomeromycetes, Diversisporales, Gigasporaceae.